GAGUACGUUGUGGCCGCGGUGUGAUAUCACUUUCGUUCCGCGAAUCCCUUUCUGUUUGCAAUCGGUGUACGGUGAACUCGCAAGACUUGCCGCGACUUAUCGCCCUCGCCAUGAACGAGACGCGGAUUUUGAAACUCGACCGUGUUAUGUAGAAUUAUUCGUCGGCAUUUGCUAAAUCGCAAACAUCCAGUAUGAAAUUCCAGUUACGUUUAAUCAAGUUAUGUUAUCAGUUGAACGCGCAAACCGGGACAGAGAGUUCGUUACACCUCCAAAAUUAUAUAGUAUUGCGUGUUCGUCGUCUCCAAGCGUGGCUGUCUUCGGGAUGAAGUUAAGGGGUCGAAAAUUUCGCCUCUCCUCCAACAACAACAACAACAACAAACCAAAAACAACGACAAUCGAUACUUCUAUAAAAAAGAGCCACGGUGGGACGCGUUUCCAGGAAGAACUUCACCCGUGUGACCGCGGAUUCAGUUUAACUCGGAGAAGCGGAUGUUGCGGAAAUCAUGCCCAAGGAAGUCAAGCCAACUGUGAUACUGCGCGAGGCCGUCAAUUUUCCUGGGACGACCAAAUUUCCACCAGGUGUUUACACCAGGCAUCCCCCAACGAAAUGCGACCAAACGCUGGACGGUCGGCCUAUACAUUUGCAGAAGAAACGAGCCUACGACGGGAAGGAAAUGGGUCGUCGUAACGGGGCUGACGGCGCCCAGGCCGAGUUCCUGGUACCGUCCAAGGAGCCCUCGGUCUAUCCGAAGAUCAUCAGCAGAAAGGAGUACGACUACUUUCGGGAGAAAGGUCGGAACGUCACCAAGGAGGAACGGGAGGCGAUGAUCGAUGCUGCGGAGAAGGAGAAGGACCGAUUGCUCAGGGAGAGCAUGGCCAGGAAGGAGGAGAUGCGCAGGAUGGACAUGCGGAAGGGACCCAAGGGCCAGAGGGUGAACGAGGUCGAGGCCGAGGCCAGGAAGAGGACCAUGCACCUCCUCGAAAGGGCUUUCAAUCUGAAACUCGAGCAGGAGGAAGAGAUCCAGAAGUGCAACAGGCUCAUCCUCGAGACUAAGUGUCGCGCGAUCAGAGACGCUCAGAUAUCGGAGAAGAAACUGAUCGAGAAGGAGCUCGCCGAGGAGGACGAGCGGCUUAACCGAAUGGCCGAGAACGAGAGGCGACUCGGGCUUCGCGAUGAGGAGAAAAAGGAGGAGGAGGAGAGGAGGAGGCGGAUGAGGACCGCGCAGGCAUUGAAGGAGCAGAUAGAAGAGGUCGAGAUGCAAAGGGUCAUAGAAUUCGAGAGGAAGCAGGAGGAGAGCCGGCUCAUUAACCUGAGCAACAUCGCCUGGCAGCAAGAGGAAAUGCGACAGCAGCAGAUAAAGGAAGCCGAGCACGCCAGGAUGCGAAAGGAGCUCGCCGAGGGGAACGAUCAGCUUCGCCAUUUCAAGGAUAUGGAGAGAGAGGAGAACAGGAUCAUCGACCUCAGGAUACAGGAAUCAAUGCGGAAGCAGGAAGAGAGGGCUGCUCAGAUCGCCGAGGAGACCCGAUUGGCGAAUUUGCGAAAGGAACGCGAGAAGCAGAGAGUCUCGGAGCAGGUGCAGCUGGCGCAGAAUGUUCAGGCGACGAUUGACGAGAUGAACGCCGCCCGGAUCCAAGAGGAAGUUGAGCGGGAGUGGCGGCGUAAAGAGAAAGAGGAGGCGCUGAAGAGGAUCGAGGAUCAGCGCAGGAUGAAGGAAUCGAGGGACGACCAGAUCAACAACAAACGAAUUAUGCAGGCCAUGGAAAUCGAGAGGGACAAACGCGAGUUUCAGCGCGUACUCGUCGUACAGAAGGAGGCCUUGUGUCGCGAGGCGAAAGAACGGGAACGAAAACACCACGAGGCGAUGCGUCAUAGGAGUGAAAUUUUGAAACAGGUUAAUGAGAAGGAGAGAGAGAGGAUCGCCGCGAGGCAAAAAAUGUUCGAGGAGGGACUCGCGAUCAGGACGCAAAAUGAGAUCAGAAUGCAGAAGCUGCGCGGCGCGAUGCAGAGGAAAUGUCAAGAGAUGCGAGAUAACAAGGUACCCGAGUAUUACGUGAACGAAGUUAAACGCAUGAUCGACACUAUCAAGUAAUGAUCUCAUCCUGGAAACUCACAUGUUUCUUCUCACCUCGUUUUGGUAAUCCCUGUUCAUACAAAUCGAACGUCACGCGACGGUGAAGUCGGCAGUCACGUUCCUUAUCAGCCGAUUUUAUCACGAAUUAUACAAUUUUUUUAAACUCGCAUUUAUAUACUAAUUAAUAAUCGGGGAUGCAUAUAACUAUCAUAUUUUUAUCCGCGUGUGCACGAAUGUUUGACACUAUAGCAAUUGAUCUGUACUGUAAUACUUGUGUUAUUAAUAAAUUAAUAUAUACCUAAUCAUGAGAUUGGUGGUAUAAAUUAAAAUUCA
Molecule: messenger RNA, 2405 nt
Organism: Neodiprion fabricii
Lineage: Eukaryota; Metazoa; Arthropoda; Insecta; Hymenoptera; Diprionidae
Product: cilia- and flagella-associated protein 45-like
Exons: 8
Coding region: 504-2090 (528 amino acids)
Source: RefSeq, a predicted model, not a curated record